Messenger RNA from Adineta steineri, 1092 nucleotides. The record is from the annotation of a GenBank genome assembly. NCBI's taxonomy places the organism in Eukaryota, Metazoa, Rotifera, Eurotatoria, Adinetida, Adinetidae.
AUGAGCACUGUUGGAAUGGCAGCUAAUAAAACUAGACCUUCGCGUACAACAAACGAAUCUGCAAUUUAUUCAUCACAAGAGGAACAACGUAAUGCAAAUAAUCUCGAACGUUAUCGUCAAUUAUCAGCAAAAGUCGAACGAUGUAUGCAAGAAUUAGUUGAACGUAUAUAUGAAAAAAAUCCAACUUUAAAUUUUGAAUUACUUGCUCCACCACCAGCACAUUUAGCAUCUUCUUCACCAAAUGAUAAUAAAGAAUAUUUUUUUGAUUUUUAUCUCGUAUGGAAAAAUCCUGGUAAAAUUCAAGUUGAAAGAGAUGCAUCAUCAGUAUGUUGUAAAAUAAAAUAUCUUAAUCGUUCAAUGUUACGAUCACGUGCUGAACAAGAUCGUUUAUUAAUAUCGAAUAUUGAUAAGAAGAAAUUUUCAUAUUUAAAUGGACGUGGUUUACGUGAUUUAUUUUUUGAAACACUUCAUACUAUAUCUCCAGAUUUAGUACGUAUUGAUUUCAUUGAAUAUCUUAUCUAUUUUGAUUUAAUUAUACCUGCGGGAAAAGAAAAAACUACAUGUCAUGUAACAUUACUUCCUUGUAUACAUUUACGUGAAGAAAAUGAAGUUUUAUUACCAUUUGGUACACUACGAUGGUAUCCAAGAUCACUUAUAUCUUCAAACGAAAAUAAUUUAUUUAAUUGUCUACAACAACCAUUACAAAAUGUAUCUAUUCGUCGUUAUAUGUCAACAACUGAUAAUGCUGAUACAUCAGCAAAAUAUACUCGACAAGAUCAACAAGCAUUCGCACGUAUGCGUACUAUUAUACAUGAAUUAUUAUCUUCAUAUAUGUUAGAACAUAUUGAUAAUAUGGACCAAAUUCGUCUACCAUUUGAUGAUGAUUUUGAUGAAACAAAGAAAAUUUUCUUUUUACCACAUGAAACAGAUCGAAAUUGUAAUGUAUUUCCAGCUGGACAAUAUCUAUUAGAUGAUCUCAAAGCGAAACGAUUUUUUAAAAGAGUUUUACAAACAAAUAUAAAAAUUCCAACUAAUAUACCAGUACCCGUACCAAUACCAAUUCCAAUAGAUAAUAAUGAUGUAAAAGUUUGA